Dendronephthya gigantea is the source of this 591-nucleotide messenger RNA. RefSeq names its product cyclin-dependent kinase 2-associated protein 1-like. Bases 71 to 337 code for a protein of 88 amino acids. Gene Ontology annotation, cellular component: nucleus; cytoplasm. The record is from RefSeq and is a predicted model, not a curated record. Lineage: Eukaryota; Metazoa; Cnidaria; Anthozoa; Malacalcyonacea; Nephtheidae. The transcript has 2 exons.
UUGAAGAGAAAGAAAGAAAGAUUUGAAAAUUAUUUUUUGUUUUAUAAAUAUUGUUCAUUCUCACUGGAAGAUGGAGAAAAACGGACAAGGUCAAAAUGUUCAGGUUCCUGUUGUUAGACCAGAUCAAGCUAAAUCAAAACCUAAGAUUGCUCAUCAACCAAUCCCCUCAUCGCGUUAUAAUGAACUGCUUCGGGUGAUUGAGGAAUUGGGAAAAGAUGUCAAACCAAGUUACGCUGGGAGCAAGAAUGCCGGCGAACGAUUAAGAAAGGGGAUACUUCAUGCAAGAGCAUUAGUUCGAGAUUGUCUUCUGGAGACGGAACGAAAUGCAAGGAAAUAAGUCAGGAAGCAUUCACAGCCUAAUGGAUGAAGCAGGGAUGAAGCUGUGAUGGCUGAAACCUGCCUUAAAAAUAGGUCAAAGAACAUAACAAACUAAAGCAUUUCAUUGGUCCAUCUUUUAUUAUCAGUAUAAGAUAAAUGUGCUUCAUUGAUCUGUGUUUGAACUAUAUGGAAAUGAUCAUAAGAAUAAUGCUGUUUUAAGCAUUACCCUGGUAGUUCAGACACAAUUGAUGGCAGUUUAUUAUAUUUACAAUA